CGCCCCUGUGUUUACAAUCCAGGUUGAUUUGUCAUCGCAACUGUCACUGAGUUUUUAGGUAUUAACUGAACACUGUUUUAUAUGCAAGUUUUAAAACACCACAUUUUUCAAAAUGGAUUACGGGAAGAAAUCACCUACUAGGGGCACACCUUCUGUGUAUUCACACACAACUUCCAGAAGUAAUGCUAAUCUACACAGAUCUUCUAGGAGUUUAAAAUCUUUAAAGAUACCUUGGUACCAAAAGCCCCUUGUACAAGAUGCCAUAUUUUUAGAUGUUCAACGUGCUUCCUUAAUUGCAGCUAUAUUUUCAUUGUUGCUGUCGAUUUUUACUAUAAUAACUGCAUGUUUUGAUCUAUAUUGUUAUGCUAUGGCUGCCCCAGGUUCUACACACUAUGGAUACUAUGUUAUAUCUUUCCAAUUUGUAUAUGUAGGAAGUAGACACGUAAGAAACACACUAGUGAUGUUUGCUGGUUUUUCCAUUUUACUUUCAAUGGCUGUCUUUGUUACUAGCAUUAUGUUGAUCAAUGCUCUAAGAAAGGAAUAUGAAAAAAGAAUGCAACCAUGGAUAUAUACUUUUGCAGCCUUUACCAUAUUCCGAUUUCUUGCAUUCCUCUUCUUCUCCAUAGUAAAUGAUAUGAUUUUUGCUUACAACAUUAUAAUGUGCCUUUUGUGGAUCAUAUUUCUUGUGCUAAGCGCAUAUGGAUGGGUUUUAGUAUAUUCUUUGUAUAUUGAGCUCUCUGAGUUGACCAGGUUAGAAGAUUUGGCUCAUUUAAGGAUGGGCACCAUGCAGUCCCUAAACACAUCGACAGCCCCGUCUCUGGCGGGCUCUCGCCCAACGACCCCACACAGUACAGUUUCGACGAUGCCUGUUUAGAAGAAAUACCGCUGGACACCACGCCCGCUUAUUGGCCGCAAAGGUCCAAACCGCCCGUCGUCUCUACGAUAUAUUAGACUAUUAUCUCAUCUGUGUUGAUCUAAAAUGUUUAAAAGUGGUGGCAAAAUUUAUUUUUUAAGCUUUAGUAAUCGAUGUAUCGUUAUUCGGGCACAGAAUAAGAAAUGAUCAGGAAAUUUAUAGGUACGAGCAACUGAUUCGCGCAGACAGCUUACGUCAUUCUUUAGCCAGCUCUAUAGCGUCGUGGUAUAGUUGAUUUUUAUAAUAAAACACUGACGUAUCAAUGGAGAAUUCAUUAAUUUACCUAAACGAAUGAUUUAACACAUAAUGUUACCUGUUUAACAUAUAGGGGAUAAAUAUAUUCUCGUUAGUCAUCUGUCAAAUUCACUUUGGACAUUGUAGCUAGUAGUGUGACGUCAGUUCCGUCGUUUAUUAGCUGCAUAUAAGUUUAUUAUAUCGAUUUGAAGUAAUGUUGAGUGUAAUUCAGUAUUAACAAAAACAUAAUUUAGAAGACACGUCAUCAA
Messenger RNA from Diabrotica balteata, 1416 nucleotides. Lineage: Eukaryota; Metazoa; Arthropoda; Insecta; Coleoptera; Chrysomelidae. The record is from the annotation of a GenBank genome assembly.